Molecule: messenger RNA, 1851 nt
Organism: Procambarus clarkii (red swamp crayfish)
Lineage: Eukaryota; Metazoa; Arthropoda; Malacostraca; Decapoda; Cambaridae
Source: RefSeq, a predicted model, not a curated record
AUGCCUGACGAACCUAUUAGAGUUCGAAAUAAAGUAAGGACAAUAAGGCAGGACAGAGCAGGUUUGGUAGACGCCGUGUUUUUGGAUUCUAAAAAACCCUUGGAUACAGUGUCUCGCAAGAGAUUACUGCUAACAGUUCGAAAGCAGCAACAACAACACAAGGUGAAGCUGCAACAGCAACACAAGGUGAAGCUGCAACAGCAACACAAGGUGAAGCUGCAACAGCAACACAAGGUGAAGCUGCAACAGCAACACAAGGUGAAGCUGCAACAGCAACACAAGGUGAAGCUGCAACAGCAACACAAGGUGAAGCUGCAACAGCAACACAAGGUGAAGCUGCAACAGCAACACAAGGUGAAGCUGCAACAGCAACACAAGGUGAAGCUGCAACAGCAACACAAGGUGAAGCUGCAACAGCAACACAAGGUGAAGCUGCAACAGCAUCACAAGGUGAAGCUGCAACAGCAACACAAGGUGAAGCUGCAACAGCAACACAAGGUGAAGCUGCAACAGCAACACAAGGUGAAGCUGCAACAGCAACACAAGGUGAAGCUGCAACAGCAACACAAGGUGAAGCUGCAACAGCAACACAAGGUGAAGCUGCAACAGCAACACAAGGUGAAGCUGCAACAGCAACACAAGGUGAAGCUGCAACAGCAACACAAGGUGAAGCUGCAACAGCAACACAAGGUGAAGCUGCAACAGCAACACAAGGUGAAGCUGCAACAGCAACACAAGGUGAAGCUGCAACAGCAACACAAGGUGAAGCUGCAACAGCAACACAAGGUGAAGCUGCAACAGCAACACAAGGUGAAGCUGCAACAGCAACACAAGGUGAAGCUGCAACAGCAACACAAGGUGAAGCUGCAACAGCAACACAAGGUGAAGCUGCAACAGCAACACAAGGUGAAGCUGCAACAGCAACACAAGGAGACUGUCUCAGCUAGUCAGCGGGACCAGGAGACUGUCUCAGCUAGUCAGCGGGACCAGGAGACUGUCUCAGCUAGUCAGCGGGACCAGGAGACUGUCUCAGCUAGUCAGCGGGACCAGGAGACUGUCUCAGCUAGUCAGCGGGACCAGGAGACUGUCUCAGCUAGUCAGCGGGACCAGGAGACUGUCUCAGCUAGUCAGCGGGACCAGGAGACUGUCUCAGCUAGUCAGCGGGACCAGGAGACUGUCUCAGCUAGUCAGCGGGACCAGGAGACUGCUAGUCAGCGGGACCAGGAGACUGUCUCAGCUAGUCAGCGGGACCAGGAGACUGUCUCAGCUAGUCAGCGGGACCAGGAGACUGUCUCAGCUAGUCAGCGGGACCAGGAGACUGUCUCAGCUAGUCAGCGGGACCAGGAGACUGUCUCAGCUAGUCAGCGGGACCAGGAGACUGUCUCAGCUAGUCAGCGGGACCAGGAGACUGUCUCAGCUAGUCAGCGGGACCAGGAGACUGUCUCAGCUAGUCAGCGGGACCAGGAGACUGUCUCAGCUAGUCAGCGGGACCAGGAGACUGUCUCAGCUAGUCAGCGGGACCAGGAGACUGUCUCAGCUAGUCAGCGGGACCAGGAGACUGUCUCAGCUAGUCAGCGGGACCAAGAGACUGGCUCAGCGGGACCAGGAGACUGGCUCAGCGGGACCAGGAGACUGUCUCAGCUAGUCAGCGGGACCAGGAGACUGUCUCAGCUAGUCAGCGGGAACACAGUCAAGAGAAAAUACAAUAGCAGGCAAGACAAGCUUCCCCGAGUCGAGAUUCGGUGUCGCGCGACCAAAGAGAGAGGAGGAGGAGGAGGAGGAGGAAGCAGGAAGAGGAAGAAGCAGGAAGAGGAAGUGGGUGAUAAACGGGAAGUACAGGAAGAGGCGUAG